Molecule: messenger RNA, 1344 nt
Organism: Diachasmimorpha longicaudata
Lineage: Eukaryota; Metazoa; Arthropoda; Insecta; Hymenoptera; Braconidae
Gene: Tap42
Product: immunoglobulin-binding protein 1
Exons: 1
Coding region: 122-1201 (359 amino acids)
Biological process (GO): regulation of dephosphorylation; regulation of signal transduction
Cellular component (GO): cytosol
Molecular function (GO): protein phosphatase 2A binding
Source: RefSeq, a predicted model, not a curated record
ACAACCAGAGGUCAUCCAGCCGGCUUAAAUAACCGUCAAAAAAAAUCUAAACAAUUAAAACCCGUGAAUUCUGUCAAGCUCCGCAUCAAUCAUCAGAGUAAUCCCGAAGGAGUUAAUAAAAAUGGAAAUAAAGGAGAGUAGUUCGUCAGAAAGUGAGACGAAUCUGGCCUCGUUAUUCAACUCAGGUUUUGAUCUCUUCAACUCCCUGGACGAGGCCGAAAAACCAACGUCUAACCUAGAGAUCCAGGUCCAGGUGAAGAGAUGCAUGAAGAUGCUGGAGGAUGCGACAAAGUUGGUGUCUGUGGUUGACAUGUUCAGUAAAAAUGAGAAUUUCGAGGAAAUUGCUACGGAGAAUCUUAAAUAUUUUCUUCUUCCUGCUCUUCUGGGCACCCUCGCCACAAAACUGUGCGACAAGGCUCAUCGUUUGCAUCAUGUAAACGUCUCAGAGGUUUAUUUCUACGAUUUUUUGGAGAGAGUCAAGGCCUACGGUAUUGUGGACGUGGAAAUUCCUGAAAGGAAAGUUAAUGUAGCUGGAGCUUCUGAUGAGACUCAGCAGGUGUCAAAAGCUCCUCCAUCCAACACAAAAAUGAUCGAGGAGAUGGUUCAUACACGUGACAGCAAGCUGAAGCGAUACAGAGAAGAGAAGGAGCUACAGGAGAAGUUGGGUGUGCUGAAGCAGGCGAUGGACAAUCCUAAUCUGGAUGACGAGGUCAUCAGGAAGUACUUUUUGACGUUGAUCAAGUCCUACGUGAUGAAGGCCAUCGACGAGAUCAACUCAUUGGCUCAGGAGAAGGAGAUUCUUGCGUACAUGGAGAAGGUGAAGAGCGAAGAGGGCGAAGAGAUCAAGACACCGAAGGAUUAUCACCCCCCAAAGCUACAGCCCAUCAUUAUCACGAAAACUGAUGUUCAGAAGAAAAUAUUUGGAGCUGGAUAUCCAAGUCUGCCAGUGAUGACUGUUGAGGAAUUCUACGAGAAAAAAGUUGCGGAUGGCGAGUGGUCUGCUGCUGGUCCAGGGGCCAGUGCCAAGAGCCUUCAGGAUAUGGCGAAUAAUCAGAACUCGAGUCAGGAGACUCCUGAAGACAUCGAGAAGGAGGGAAAAAUCGAGAGGGAUGAUGAGGAGACCCUCGCGCAGCAGAGGGCCAUGGACGAGUAUAAGGAUACACACAAAAGGGGGUGGGGAAACAGACACAAUCGCAGUUAAAACAUCGAUUGAAAUCUGUCUUUAACAAUCCACGUGUCCCAGUUCAUUUGCCAUCUUUACAAUAGUUCAUACUAUUGUAACAGAAAUUUGAUGAUUUCUAUUCAUAAUUUGGUGAAUCAUAGUAUUUUUUUCAAUUCUUUAAA